CGCCGCCUGGUUUGCCAAACCGUUCUCCCUCGCAACGCCGCCAUGGUGCGCAGAAUGUUGCUGCAGCUGGCCUUGCCGCUGGCAUUGCUCAGCAUCAGCCACAAGGCCGCGGCCUUUGCGCCCGCUUCGGGCAGCCCUGCGCCUCACGGCUUCGGCGAGAGGCCUCGAUUGCGGCUGAAGUCGCGGCCUGCGACUUCGCGCUUCGCAAGCGCCAAAGCCGCGAAAGCAGACGCUCAAGGCGCGCUCCCGAACUACCUCAAAGUUUUGGCCCAAAGGAUCUUCGGGGUCGCGGUCUUCGUGGGCGUGUACUACGUGCAGGGCAUCUUCGGAUCCCACACGCCGGUGGGAGGGAUGCUGAUCGUCUUCUUUUCGAUGCUCGCCCUCGAGCAGAUGAACCCAAGGUUGGCCGGGAAGGUCUUCCGCGUCCUGGAGCCGGGCUACCGCUUCCUGGUGAAGUGGCUCAUUGUCUUCUUCGUGCCAGCGCUGGUCCGUGUCUCCCUCAUCCAUGCUGAGCUGGGAGUGGGCGGCCUGAUCCGUGUGCUGCUGCUGCUACUGGUGGGCUGGUUCAUCACCUUCACCGGCACGGCGGCUAUCGCCAGCGCGUUUCCGGAGCCCAACCUGGAGGCGCCGGCACCGAGUCCGGAACCAACGCCCACGGAGAAGCCGGCUCCUGCGGACCGGCUGCCCUACUUUCGCUUCGUCGUGGGCAUGAUCCUCGCUGGGGCGGCCGCCAGCCUGGGCUUUGGAACUGGCUUCGAUCAGAACCUCUUCAUGAUCUGUGCUGCCCUGGCCGGCUUCACACUGGGCCGGCGCUUGCCGCCCAAGACGCAGAAGUUUGUCCACCCGCUCUUCGUUUGUGCCGCGGCCACCUUCGCCGCCGCUUCCAUGUGGGUCUUCCUCGAGCCCGGCAUGGCACCGAUGGACGUGAUCCGGAUCUAUAGCGCUUGGCCUGGGGGCGGCGCACUGCUGUACUUCCUACUGCCCGUGGCUGUCGUAUCUCUGGGAAUGCUCCUCUUCGAGAACCGGCGCCUCAUCCGAAAGGACCUGGGCCCGAUCCUCUUCACCAGCGCGGCCUCCUCCGUGCUGACCAUAGGCUCCGCGCCGCUGCUCUCGCGGCUCUUCGGCCUCUCACGGCCCUUUGCCUUGAGCACCACGGCCCGCUGCGCGCUCAGCCCGAUUGCUAUGGGCAUGGCGAGCAUGUUGGGUAGCCCGCCGCCCAUUGCGGUGGCUAUGACCACCUUCUCAGGUGUGCUGGGGGUGAUGCUGGGGCCCACCCUCUUCAAGGUCAUGAAACUUCGGAAGGCGCGUGUGCGGGGCCUGGCGCUGGGUUGCUCCUCCCACGGCGUGGGGGUGGUGCCAAUCGCCCAGAGCGACAAGCAGGCCUUUGCCUAUGGCUGCGUGGGCUUGAUCCUCAUCGCCACGCUGAACAUGCUGGCGAUGCAGAUCCCUCUCAUCCGGCGCUUGCUUCUCGCUUCCAUGCCCUGAGUCGAUGAUAUCGCUUGGAUAUGUUGGCGCCAAACUCACACCGGUUCGCAACCAUCCGGUUCCUUAGCUUUUGGC
This is a messenger RNA of Effrenium voratum, 1560 nucleotides long. Lineage: Eukaryota; Dinophyceae; Suessiales; Symbiodiniaceae. The record is from the annotation of a GenBank genome assembly.